AUGUUGCUGAGAAGUUCUAUUACUACUACCAAGAAGUUCUUCAAAACCACAUUAAAGAACUUCAAGUCAUUCUUCUCCUCCGGCUACCAAAAGCUUCCAAAAAGCGCUUCUCCUUACAAUCACUUAUCUUAUUGUGAGGCUACUAAUCAUGUCGUGGACAUAGACAUGGACACAAACAUUGACAAUAAUAAUGGUAAUUAUACCAAGUUGUCUAAUGCAAGCCCUUCUAAGGAGAAAAACCAAGUGAAGAAAAGAGAGGUUUUUGACAAGAAAAACAAUGAAAAGAGAUUGACCCUUCAAGGAGAAAAGCAAAAGGAUUCAUCAUUUAUUUCUAAGGGUAUGAGAGAGAGAAGAUAUUGCAUGGUGGAAGAGAAGUUAAGGGAAUUGGAGAUGUUGGAUAUAAGCAAUGUAGAUUAUGUGAUGGAUAUUGAAGAAGUUCUUUAUUACUAUUCAAGACUUACUUCUUCUGCUUAUCUUGAAAUUGUGGAUAGAUUCUUCAUGGAAAUGUACUUAGAUUAG
Molecule: messenger RNA, 519 nt
Organism: Lathyrus sativus (Indian pea)
Lineage: Eukaryota; Viridiplantae; Streptophyta; Magnoliopsida; Fabales; Fabaceae
Source: the annotation of a GenBank genome assembly